This is a messenger RNA of Ectocarpus siliculosus, 579 nucleotides long. NCBI's taxonomy places the organism in Eukaryota, Phaeophyceae, Ectocarpales, Ectocarpaceae. The record is from the annotation of a GenBank genome assembly.
AUGCCUGCUGACGAUGACAGACGACACGGCGAAUGUUGUAACCAGCAGGGACCCGAGGGGUUGAGGUCUCUGCACCCCCAACUGGGGUCGAGGUUGCCGUUCUUCCUUCCCUGGGUACCCCGACCUGCAGCGGGAGCGGCAGAUGCGAUGCCAACGCCGCCGGUCUUGACUGAAUCUUGCGGCUUCAAGCUCAUUAUGGGCACCGUGGGAGGGGCAGGAAUGGGCUUCGUGUUCGGUUUGUUCCUCGGGGCGAUGGGCGAUAUGCAGCCGUUACAGAUGAUCAACGGACGGGAGGUCCCUCAGGCACCGUUCAGAGAACAGGCGCGACUGGCGUACAAGCAAACCGCGGACCGAUCGCUUAGCAUGGGGAGAAAUUUUGCAUCGUUUUCAGCUAUUUUUAUGGGGUCGGAAUGCGUCAUCGAGAAAAUGCGCGGCAAGACUGACAUGAUGAACUCCGUCUACGCGGGGUGCGCGACAGGGGCGGCCUUCGGCAUGAAGCAAGGCCCGCAGGCGGCAUGUUUCGGCUGCGUGGGGAUGGCCACGUUCUCUGCGCUCAUGGAUAAACUCAUGGGGCACUAA